AUUGUCCCUUCAAAUGAGUUACUUCUAACUUUGUACCAACGUCUAACCCCUCCUAAAUGAGAGUAAUAGAUGCUGAAGGUGACGAACAAUUUUAACAUUUUGUAUUAUGUGCUUGUUUUGUAUUUAUUUAUUUCUGAGUGGCCAUAAAACCUCAUUCUCGUAGCCGCUAGAAAAAUACUCAUCAGAAUGACCAGCUCUAACUCUGAUGAUCGCAAUAUUUUCGUCUCGCCGUUUUUGAAUUUUGACCCAUCUAUUUUGGUCUCGAAUCCCGAAGAGCAGUUCAUCUUUCCCGAAGGGGAGAAACGUCGAGGUCGCUUUGAGCGAUCGUUUUCCGAAAUCGGAGCUAUGGUUAUUGGGGGUGCAUCUGUUGGGGGGAUCAAAGGAUUAUACAGCGGUUUUAAAGAUUCAGAAAUAAAGAAUCUUCCGACACUUGCUAUCAGACGAACUCAAAUGCUGAAUCAUCUUACUAAAUCCGGAGCAACACUUGCUCAGACUGCAGGUUCGAUAGGGUUUAUAUAUGCUGUGGCAGAUUUCUUGAUCUACAAAUUACGUGGUAAUGCAGAAGAUGAGAUAAAUACAAUGGCAGCAGCUACGACUACCGGUUUAGUAUAUACUUCUCCUGGUAAGCGAAUUAGUAAUUUUUUCUGAAACAAUCUUGCUGAUAGGUGCUUUUUAUACGUCACUUGCUUUAUUUGGUCAUUUUCAUCGUACCACAGCGACGUCUGCGAUAACAUUCUAACCCUUAUUGUUUCUGGGAAAAUAACAUCACAUUAAAUUCGGAGCACCACUCGUUGUAGUUGUAACACUAACUCUAGAAGUCACCAGCGAAUUCAGCUGAUAGUUUGCAACUAGUUAUUAAAUCCCCAAUUAUGGCGUUCUAACCAGCUGACAUAAAAUUGAGAACAAUGACCCAUUUCAUCCAGGUUCUCUUGUUCUGAAACACCAUGCUAACAAACAUUAUAGUAGAUAUGUAUAUAACUAUACCUUGUUUGUUUAGUGCAUAAUCAAGAAAUUGCGUCAUUCAACUAUUAUUGUCCUCUUCAGUUGAAUACAUUGACGACAUUCCGUUUAUUUACAGACAUUUUGUAAGAAAUUGAAAGUGCGUUUCUUACAACGAAAUUUUAGGAAAUAACUUUUACUUCAAACUAUAAGCUGCCAAGAUUUGUUGAAACCACACCAGAUCAGAUGUGAAAGUUCAGACAAAACAUGUUGUCAGUGAAACGUAUUUAUCUAAUAGUUUCAACACCAACCAUUUUGUAAUUGAGUUGUUUUCCUUCUUAAAAUUAUGUGUAACCGUUUUCAACCUAUCUUCUUAGGACCCAGCAGUUUCCACUAAUUUACAGGCUCGCAUCAGAGCUUGUAUUAUGUAAGCAUACCAUGUAAUCACAAUAAUUCGAAAAUGUUCACGUAAUACAUUAGUUUCAUGUGGUACGUAUCAGAACAUUACGAAGGAAAUGAUCCGAAAUUGACCCUAAAUUAAGAAAUAAGUCUAGAAGGAAAGAUACAAAAAGGUCAUGUAACGCUUACAAUUCUGAAGAUAGAAUAAACGAACUUAUGGGGGAUUUCGAACUAAACCAGACCACAAUUUAUAACCACUUGAUCGUCUAAAUUUGGGGAUCUCAUCAACAACUGUUACAUUCCUUUACCACCCAAAUGGUAGUUGGGUAGUUUUGUGUUGUAAUGUCAUUUGUCUUAUUUACGAACCCAAUCAUCUACUUGAGCGUGAAAACCAAGAGUCAGUAGGAAGCUUUUAUUAACCAACCCGAAUCAAUAUAAAUACACAAACUCAGUCAUUAAUGUAUGUAUGGCCCUCUGUUUGUUAAAUCAGAUUUUCGAUCGAUAGCAUCUGUCUCCAUCGGUUAAUUAAACCAAAUCUUGACAAGUGGCAUGAACCCGUCGAAAUUUUCCACUUAUCAUUUGCCAUUAAAAUCACAUAUUUUUUUGACUUAGUCUAUCACUUGUACUUCCUUGCUUUCUAAACUGAAAUAAGCGGAACGACUUUCGGAUCUGUGACCAAGUUGAAUACUUUAAACACUAAACCAGUAACCUCGUGCUACUUUAUUCUUCACAGUUAUGGCAAAUAUUAAUCGUAUGCUAAGAGAAAAGUAUCGUCACUUUCCGAAAUUUCAUAUCUGUUUUCUUAAUAAGUUUUAGUGUGUCAGAUUAAACUGUUUGAAUAUUUCCUCUGCAUCUGCCCUUUUAAUCUUUCCGCGUUAUUAGAAAGGCAGAAUUGUAGAUUGUGAUAAGUAGUAAUUUUAGAAAACAUUUAAAAACAGAUGUGAUCGUUUUCAGAACUAAAUUAAUUCUCUUUAAACCACUAGGAAUGUUUAAACCAGGUGGUUGGAAACGUUGCGGCUUUGGUGGGGUUGCUGGGUUUGCUGUUGGUGCGAUCGCUGUUACUGUUACAAGCUGGUCCAGAAUAAAACAUAUGCUUGGCGGAUAAGUGACACUAACGUAAUUUUAAUUAUGUACAUUGACAUUUUAUCUAGUACCCGAAAAAAUUACUUUUUAAAUAUAUCUUGAAUUGUUAUCCUUGUUCUCAAUAAUGAUAUUUAUAAGAAAUACAAUAUUGUUUUGACC
Schistosoma haematobium is the source of this 2580-nucleotide messenger RNA. RefSeq names its product mitochondrial import inner membrane translocase, subunit timm23, variant 2. The transcript has 6 exons. Bases 187 to 648 code for a protein of 153 amino acids. The record is from RefSeq and is a predicted model, not a curated record. Gene Ontology annotation, molecular function: transmembrane protein transporter activity. Gene Ontology annotation, biological process: protein import into mitochondrial matrix. Gene Ontology annotation, cellular component: mitochondrial inner membrane; TIM23 mitochondrial import inner membrane translocase complex. NCBI's taxonomy places the organism in Eukaryota, Metazoa, Platyhelminthes, Trematoda, Strigeidida, Schistosomatidae.